AUGGCAGUGACAAUGGCCGGAUUUCGCCGCGUUUCGGGGUCGAGUCCGGUGCCAGAUUACCUUUGGGGCAGCAAAAUGCCGUCUGGAAACUUGCUGGCCUCGUCUGGAAGCUUUUCUGGCAAGCGAUUGUCUCCGAAUCGUUCCAGUGCUCUUCUUGGAUGCGUACCGGGACCCCUAGGGUUCCUCGAAGAGUCGGAGACAUCUGGUCUCGGAGACGUCUGGGAUGGGGAAAAGCCCGUCGAUAUCGACGUCUAUUCUCUUCACCCCGAGCCGAGGUUCGAGACUGAUCGAUACCGAGUUCAGGAGCCCCCUGCGGCACGCCGCUUCCGAGAAAGUUCCGCGAGUCUUCUUUUGCUUGAAGCGCAAUUCAUGUCGGAAUAUUUGACACUGAAAGACGCCCCGAACUGGGGCUGGUGGUGGCGUGGGAUGAUGGACAACGCGUCCAGGUCGUGCUCGACCUGGGUGGCCGUUGGUGAUGCCCCAGCGGGGUUCGGUGGGCCACAGGGCAUCGACACUAGUUCCCAGCUGCCAAGUCCACAAACGACGCCGUCGACAGCGUCGUUCCUGGCGCCGGCUGACCUCGUGAAAUCCGUCAACAAGAAACUUCGCGGGGACUACAUUAGGCGGCGGAUGGCGCAAAAUUACAAGCUCAUGACGGCCUUGGGUCUGAACAAAGCAGAUCUCCAGCAGUCUCACCAGCAAAUAUUCAAGAUCCUCAAGAAGACAGCGUCAUCAAAUCAAACGCCCGUUUUGCCAGCGACAGUGGGGUUGACGUCGCAAGGAGCAUCGACUCCUGUAAACGUGCCGGCGUUUGCUGUCAAUCUCAAUUCCCCGGCCCAACUGCUGUCGGGACAACAAGUGCAGUCGACACCGUCGGCCCCGUCACCGACACCCAGGGCAAACUCGUCGGCCCCUGUCGGCAGUCGUCGCAGCCCUGCGGCGAAUAGUCUGAGUGCCAGAGACAUUGAACGGGAUCACGGGAAACCCCUGUCGAAGUAUGACCGGAACAUGAUGAUCUUCACUUGGCUGCAAACCCUGCAAGAAACCCCGGUCACCUCUGCUUCUAUGGCUUCUGUAACUGGACUUGAUAACCAGUCUUGAGGAAAAAAAAUAAGUUUAAUAUUGCAUCGAACAUACUGAGGAAAAUUGCUCAGAGGUCUUGCUGAUUUCGGUUUAUGUAGUCCCAUUUUCUUAUCAAACGACGUCGUUAUAUCGAAUUGUUUCCAACACUCAGAGGGACAGAAUAAAUUGAAGUCCGGAAACAUUAAGACUAGACUUUUAUCACAAAUGCACUUCCAACAAGGAAACAAAUAUUUACCCCUUAAGAAAUCUCAAGAUUUAUGUUUAUUUUUCCUUUCAUGUGUUGGAGGUUCUUAUAGGAUGCAGGUACCUUUUUCUGAAUGAAUCUCUUGGAAUGUGUUCGGCCUUUCCCAAUCCCUUUCUUACAUGGAAUAACAUAGAAAGGUUAUUUACCCCCUCUUUAAAUCAAUAAUUAUUAAAUUAUACUUCUACCGUUUCUAAGAACUCCUUUUCACUUAUUUCAUACCCUUAAAAAUAUAUGUGUGAGCAAGUACCUUCUUCGAAGCCAAAGUAAAUUUCUUUUUUGUUGAAAAGUUUGGAUGUUUCACAAAAUCUGUCUAAAUCGAUUCUUUUGUAUUCGACAUCGAAUGACAACAUUUUACUGUUUUUGAUUUUCUGAAACGAAAAUUUUUUAGCAGGAUUCGGUUUGAUGUCCAUAAUUGACGUCGACAUAGCUUUUAUUUCCGAGCAAGACGACUUCCGGGGAAAGAACGGGGAAAUUCCAACGAACGCCGAAAAACGUUGUGCUUUCGUGCUUCGAACCAUCGUGGAACAAAAAAACUAUAUUAUUUACUACUUGAAAAUGAAGUUACUGUCUCGAGGUGCUUCUUCGUGGAGAGACAAAAUGUCAUUCAAACCGCGUGAUUUUGCUGGUUAUAUUCUCUUGCGUUGCGAACGA
Messenger RNA from Notodromas monacha, 1978 nucleotides. The record is from the annotation of a GenBank genome assembly. NCBI's taxonomy places the organism in Eukaryota, Metazoa, Arthropoda, Ostracoda, Podocopida, Cyprididae.